AUGGUUCUUUCUCUCCAUAGAUGUGACGCAGACCCCUCGGCCUUAGCCAACUAUGUCGUGGCAUUAGUCAAGAAAGACAAACCAGAGAAAGAGCUGAAAGCUUUCUGUGCUGACCAGCUGGAUGUCUUCCUGCAGAAAGAAACUUCAGGUUUUGUAGAUAAACUUUUUGAAAGUCUCUACUCAAAGAGUUACCUUCCUUCUCUUGAACACACAAAAGUAGAAGCGAAGCCUGCAGGUCAGGAAAAAGAAGAAGUGAAGGAGGAGAAUUUUCAAGAGCCAGUUGAAGAAGAGCGGGAUAGCAGGAAAAAGAAGUAUUCCAGUCCACAGAGGAGCCGUGGAGACACCAGUGAGCAAAGAACCAGAGAGAAGAAGAGAGACGAUGGGAAGUGGAGAGACUACGACAGGUACUACGAGCGGAGCGACUCGUACCGGGAGAAGUCGGGCUGGCGGCGCGGCAGGAGCAAGAGCCGCAGCAAGAGCCGCGGGCUGAGCCGGAGCCGCAGCCGCAGCCGGGGCAGGAGCAAGGACAGGGAGGCCAGAAGUGCUGAGCACCGAGAGAGAUCCAAAUUCAAGAGUGAAAGAAAUGAUGCUGAAGGCUCCUAUAACCCAGUGCCCGCGUCUCCCAGUAAAUCCUCAGAGCAGUAUUCCUCUGCACAGGCUAUUCCCAGUGCUGUCACUGUGAUUGCACCUGCGCACCAUCUGGAAAACACAACAGAGAGCUGGUCAAAUUUCUAUAACAAUCACAGCAAUCCCCCUUCAUUUGGCAGAAACCCUCCUCCUAAAAGAAGAUGUCGAGAUUACGAUGAGCGAGGAUUUUGUGUGCUUGGUGAUCUUUGCCAGUUUGAUCAUGGAAAUGAUCCUUUAGUAGUAGAUGAAGUUUCCUUGCCAAGUAUGAUUCCUUUUCCUCCACCACCUCCGGGACUUCCUCCUCCUCCUGGAAUGCUUCUGCCCCCCUUGCCAGGGCCAGCUCGUAACAUGAGGUUGCCAGUUCCACAAGCUCAUCCCCAGGCACCACCUCCUGUUGUGCUUCCUGUACCAAGACCACCUUUAACACAGUCAAGUUUGGUAAAUAACCGUGACCAGCCUGGGACAAGUGCAGUGCCCACUCUUGCACCCGUGGGAGCAAGGCUGCCUCCUCCUCUACCCCAGAACCUGCUCUACACAGUUACGGAACAUACAUAUGAGCCAGAUGGCUAUAACCCUGAAGCUCCUAGUAUUACCAGUGCUGGUAGAUCUCAGUACCGACAGUUCUUUACGAGAGCACAAACGCAGCGUCCAAAUCUAAUUGGCCUAACAUCUGGGGAGAUGGAUACAAAUCCAAGAGCUGCCAAUAUUAUCAUCCAGACUGAACCUCCCAUUCCCAUUACAAAUAAUAGCAGCAAUGUAACUAGAGUUGUCCUUGAACCAGACAGCAGGAAGAGAUCUCCAAGUAGCAUGGAAUGUCCACCACUGAAGAAACCGUGGCUGGGAAAGCAAGCAAAUAACAACCAGAAUAAGCCAGGGUUCUUGAAGAAGAAUCAGUAUACGAAUACAAAAUUAGAAGUCAGAAAAAUCCCACCAGAAUUGAACAAUAUUACACAGCUCAAUGAACAUUUCAGCAAAUUUGGGACUAUUGUAAAUAUUCAGGUUGCUUUCCAGAAUGAUCCUGAGGCUGCUCUAAUCCAGUACUUGACUAACGACGAGGCCAGGAAGGCCAUUUCCAGCACAGAGGCUGUUCUGAACAACCGGUUUAUCCGGGUGCUGUGGCACAGAGAGAGUGAUCAGCAGCCCCCACUGCUGCAGCAGCAGCAGCAGCAGACCCCUCCUCAGCCUCUUCAUCACCAGCUUCAUCUUCAGCAGCAAGGCCUGACCACAGCUCCAGCUGUAACAGUGCACAGCAGCCUGACAAAGGUGAUGAAUAAACCUCUGGCAUCUGGCGCGUAUGUCCUUAACAAAGUCCCAGUCAAACGUCGCCUUGGAGCAGCAGGGGGAAGCCAGCCUGACUUGAGCCAGCCAGGGGCAGUGGUGGAGGACUCUCAGACAUUUCCUACUUCUACAAGCCACUCAAAAAUGGUUUACAGCUCUUCAAACUUAAAGACAUCUAUGAAGCCUGGUGCAGGGUCUAAACCUCAUGAUGUGCAAGAAGCCCUUAAAAAAAAACAGGAGGCAAUGAAACUCCAACAAGACAUGAGGAAAAAGAAGCAGGAGAUGUUAGAAAAACAAAUAGAAUGCCAGAAGAUGUUGAUAUCCAAGCUGGAGAAAAAUAAGUCCAUGAAACCAGAAGAGAGAGCAGAAAUAAUGAAGACUUUAAAAGAACUAGCAGGAAAAAUAUCUCAGUUAAAGGAUGAAUUAAAAACAUCAUCUACAACUUCGACACCAUCAAAAUUGAAGUCCAAGACAGAGGCACAAAAGGAACUUCUAGAUGCAGAGCUGGACUUUCAUAAGAGACUCUCUUCUGGAGAGGACACAACUGAGCUACGGAAAAAGCUGAAUCAGUUACAAGUGGAGGCCGCCCGCCUGGGCAUUUUGCCGGUUGGUCGAGGCAAGGCGGUGCCAGCCCAAGGAAGAGGACGAGGACGGGGUCGUGGUGGGAGAGGAAGGGGCAUGUUGAAUCACAUGGUCGUGGAUCAUCGUCCCAAAGCACUGACAGUUGGAGGCUUUGUCGAGGAGGAGAAAGAUGAAUUGUUACAGCACUUCUCUAAAUUUGGAGAUAUAGAAGAUCUUCAGGAAGAGGAUUCCCCAUUAAGUGUUGUUCUGACUUUUAAAUCUCGCUCAGAAGCUGAGAAUGCUGCUAACCAGGGGUCCCGCUUCAAAGACCGGAGGCUGCAGAUCUCGUGGUACAAACCGAAGGUUCCCUCUGUGUCCACAGAAAUUGAGGAAGAGGAGCCUAAGGAAGAGGAGACUGAAACCUCAGAUUUAUUUUUGCACGAAGAUGAUGAUGAUGAUGACGAAGACGAGGAUGAAUCCCGUUCCUGGAGAAGAUGAAACUUGAUGUUGGAAAUGUAUAAUUUUAGGAAUAUAGUUCAAGCUACAUCUUUUAAACAUUUAUUUAAGGAAGUUGAUGAGCCAAAAAAAAGCUUUACUUUAUUUUCAAACCACAAGAUUUAAAGUGAGCAAGUUUGAUAUCCAAACAUGUGGGAUGUAGAGCUGAGACCCUCAGCUGGCCAAAGGCCCAGGAACGUUUUACGUCAUUAUCAGCUCACCAGGGUGGUGAUUUUUUUCUAUUUAAGAAGGAUAAAAAGAAAAAGGGGAAAAAAUACUAGUAUUUUCUUGUCCUCUUUGUGUGUCACCUGUAUUACCUUGUUUUGGGUUUUUUUAUAAUGUGAUUGAUUUGUUAGUUUAUAAUUGACAAGAUAUUACAGGUUUUAUUUAGCAAUAUUAUGGGGUUGGGGAAAAGAGUCAAACUUUCAUUAAAUGUUAUGA
This is a messenger RNA of Chaetura pelagica (chimney swift), 3402 nucleotides long. RefSeq names its product RNA binding motif protein 27 (gene RBM27). Bases 1 to 2964 code for a protein of 987 amino acids. The record is from RefSeq and is a predicted model, not a curated record. Gene Ontology annotation, biological process: mRNA processing. The transcript is spliced from 20 exons. Gene Ontology annotation, cellular component: nucleus. Gene Ontology annotation, molecular function: metal ion binding; RNA binding. Lineage: Eukaryota; Metazoa; Chordata; Aves; Apodiformes; Apodidae.